Messenger RNA from Harpegnathos saltator (Jerdon's jumping ant), 1493 nucleotides. Its product is annotated as choline transporter-like protein 1. Gene Ontology annotation, biological process: transmembrane transport. Gene Ontology annotation, molecular function: transmembrane transporter activity. Gene Ontology annotation, cellular component: membrane. The annotation marks the transcript as partial. NCBI's taxonomy places the organism in Eukaryota, Metazoa, Arthropoda, Insecta, Hymenoptera, Formicidae. The record is from RefSeq and is a predicted model, not a curated record. The transcript has 11 exons.
CGCGUACGUGCGUACGUGCGUACGUGCGUAACGUGCUCACGCGCGGCAGAUUCGCAGCUACCGGGCGGAGUACUUUCCCUCCGCGCACUUUGACCUGACCGCGACGUUAGGAGGCCCCCGGCUCCGGCUGAUUCGUCGGCGCGCGCUCCCGCCGAGGGGAAUUUCACGAGCCGCGCGAGCUAGGCGUUUCCCCGAAACGGCGCGAUAAAUCGCGCGACAAGUCCCGCGACGGAUGCCGAUGAACAACACGUCGAUCAGCGGCCACAGCGCAAGAUCUCUUGGCGGCGGACCAGAGCGCAGCAUUCGCGAGCCGUCGUCGUCGUGGAAAUUGCCGAGGUCGACUCGACUCCAGUUGGACCAGUGCCCAGGAUUCCGCCAUGGAGUCGCUUCUGGAGGAGACCGGCGCAUCGGGCAGAGCGACAGGCUCGCCGAAGGCUGAUCAGGAAGAGGAACAGCAGUUGGAUCGUACGGAGGAACCAGCGGACCCGACCAGUCCCGAGAUGGGUUGCUGCGGUUGUGCGGACGAGCCGUCGUCCAAGGUGGAGCCCACGACUCCCGAGAAUCAAGGCUCGCCGUCGAGCUACUCGCAGCCGAUCUUCGUGAAGGAUCGAUCCUGCACCGACGUGUUGGCCGUGAUUGUCCUGCUCGCUCUCGCCGGCGGAUUCGCCUUCAUGAUGACGAAUGUAGUGAAGAAGGGUGACAUUUUCCGCGUGAUCAACGGCUACGAUGAUUGCGGAAACGUCUGCGGCCGCGUGACCCCGGCCGAAAGCGACCCGAGAUUUAGCUGCAAAGGUGGCAACAUGGUCGACAGGAGGUAUCUCGACGUGGAAAUGGAAACAACCGGAGUGAAGAAACGCACGUGUGUGGCCAAGUGCAACGAAAUGUCGAAUACAACGAUGCUGUUCCUGAACCGCUGCGUGCACAAGCAUGUGACCGACACCAUCAACAAGAUAAUACGGAACCUCGGCUUGGACAGCUUUUACAGAGAAGCGGUCAACGAUCUCGGAGUCGCUUGGCGCGAAUUGGUUUAUCUUCUGCUCAUAGCUUUGGCGUUCUCGCUCGCCAUCCUGGUGGCCUUCCGCUAUAUGGUGCAAUGGAUCAUUUAUAUCGUAUUGAUCGGCGUAAUUAUCGCCUGCAUCGGUGGCACGACCUUCCUCUGGUUGGCGUGGUAUCAGGAAAAUAAGGCCGUAAAAGAGAACGCGAUACCCGCCGAGGAUUCCAGCGUGGAGCCCUACUUCAUCUACGCUAUUAUUAUGUCGGUCGUUACGGCUAUCACGCUUCUGGUGGUCCUGGUGAUGAGGAAACGGAUCGCGCUGGUCAUGCAGCUCUUCCGGGAGGCGGGCAAGGCGGUAUGCGCGAUGCCGGCCUUGCUGUUUCAGCCCAUCUACACGUAUCUGCUGAUCGGCCUGACGGUGACGGCGUGGGUCUAUUGUACGCUGUGGAUCGAGAGCGCUGGCGACAUUUAUAAGAACUCUAAAGGUCACAUCCAUUUC